GCAGGUGGGGGCGUGGCCUUAAGGCCCCGCCUCUCCCGCCGCCUCAGCCGGGGGCUCCAGGCACACAGGACGCUGCGGCUCAACCCCCCGGUCGCAGGGCCAUGGGUCUCAGUCCCGCCUCAACCCGCUGCGAGUCUGCCCCAUCUGCCGCUUGACUGGAGGCCCAGGUGGUCAUCAUGGGCCAGUGCUACUACAAUGAGACCAUCAGCUUUUUCUACAAUAACAGUGGCAAGGAACUCAGCCUUCACUGGCGCCCCAAAGAUGUCGUCGUGGUGGCGCUGGGGCUGGCAGUCAGUGCGCUCGUGUUGCUGACCAACCUGCUGGUUAUCGCAGCCAUCGCCUCCAACCGUCGCUUCCACCAGCCCAUCUACUACCUGCUUGGCAACUUGGCUGCCGCUGACCUCUUCGCUGGCAUGGCCUACCUCUUCCUCAUGUUCCACACUGGUCCACGCACUGCCAGACUCUCCAUCAAAGGCUGGUUCCUUCGACAGGGCCUGCUGGACACCAGCCUGACGGCGUCCGUGGCCACACUGCUGGCCAUAGCUGUGGAGCGGCACCGUAGCGUUAUGGCUGUGCAACUACACAGCCGCCUGCCCCGGGGGCGUGUGGUCACACUCAUUGUGGGUGUGUGGGUGGCUGCCCUGGGCCUGGGGUUGCUGCCUGCACACUUCUGGCACUGCCUCUGUGACUUGGACAGUUGCUCACAAAUGGUCCCCCUCUUCAGCCGCACCUACCUGGCUGUGUGGGCCCUGUCCAGGCUGCUUGUUUUCCUGCUCAUGGUAGCCGUCUACAUUCGAAUCUUCUUCUAUGUGCGUAGACGGGUGGAACGCAUGGCGGAGCAUGUAAGCUGCCAUCCCCGCUACCGAGAGACAACGCUCAGCCUGGUCAAGACGGUUGUCAUCAUCCUGGGGGCGUUCGUGGUGUGCUGGACGCCUGGCCAGGUGGUGCUGCUCCUGGACGGUCUGGACUGUAAAUCCUGCAACGUUCUGGCUGUGGAGAAGUACUUCCUGCUCCUGGCUGAGGCCAACUCACUGGUCAACGCCGUGGUGUACUCCUGCCGGGAUGCUGAGAUGCGCCGGACCUUCCGCCGCCUUCUCUGCUGUCUGUGUCUCCGCUGCUCCGACCACAAGUCUGCCCCUUACUCAUCUUCUGCCCGGACGGGUGCCAGCACCCGAAUCAUGCUUCCUGAGAAUGGCCACCCACUGAUGGACUCCACUCUUUAGCUACCUCGGAAUGAGGCACGAGACAGGAGCUUCGUCUGUCUGCAGCCCGCAGCCACCUGCAGAGCCCCUGACUCAAUCCAGCCCAACAAAUGCAUGGCCCCUCAGCACUCCUCAGGCCCACAGAUCUGCCUGCCCCAAAGCAGGGUUUUGGGGACAUCUCCGUGCACCUGGCAGAGCAUCCAAAGGGGCUUGGCAAACUGGCCCUCAAUCAUCUCAGGUUUUAGGGUUUUUAAACAGACAUUUUUAUGUUUUUGCUGUAUAUCUGGUAUGUCCUGUGCACUGCUUUUUCCUGCAUGGUGCUGUAGGUGUCAGGGUUGAAGAGGUGAGAUCUUUCCGCUGCUGCAGGGUAGACUACAAGUUGACCGCGUUCCUGAGGCUACUUUUUGGAUUUGUCUUUGAGAUGCUCUGUGUAGCUGAGGAUAGCCUUGAACUCUUGAUCCUCCUGACUCCACCUCCCAAGUGCUGGUACUGAAGCUGAUUCCUUAGGAGUGUUGAGCAGCCUCUGAGAGCUCACCUGCUUGCUUCUACUCUGAGACUCUGAGGUUGACAAGGUAGGUUUUUUUUUUUGUUUGUUUUGUUUUUUGUCAAUUCAGACAACCUGUCCUCAUGUCCUGGCAUUAUGUAUCAUGACUCAGGGCUGCCAAGAAUGUCUUAACAUGGAAUCCCUUGGCCCAGGCUAGCCUUGAACUUGCUGCAUAGGCUAGGCUGGUCUUGAAAUUUAUCAUCUUGCUUCUGAAUCCUAUGGGAUUAGAGCUAUCUGCUACAACAAGCAGCUUCUGUCUUUCUGAAAUCUUGCAAAUAUUUUCUUUUGCCUCCGUCCUUUCUACUAUCCUUCUACUUGUCUCCCUCUUCAAAAACCUAGGGUGAUUUCUGGUUCUUGUGAGCCUUUUUCUUCUGCCUGCUCCACUCCCCUCCCCUCCCCACCGCCACACAUACACACCCUGUUCUUUUAGACAUGGGAUCUCACAAAGCAGCCCAGGCCAUCCUAGAACUCACUGUGUAGCUCAGGCUAACUGCAAACUCUCGGCUGUCUUCCUGCCACAGCUUCCUGAGUGACGUGGUGACAAGCCUAAGACACCAGAUUGUGAUGUGGCCCAUUUCUAACUGCACAGCCUAGAAAAGAUACAGAUUCCACCGGGGGCCCAGAAAACUCCCGGGGGAAGGGGCUUCAGUGUCCCAUGGAGCCUGGAAUUAAGUCUCAAGUUUACCAGGGCUUUCUACUUCUCAAGAAGUCCCCCGAAACUUCAGAUCUGCCAAGCCUGAGAUGAGCCCCUUCCCUGCCUAGAGAAGCCUCCUGGCAGGCAGUGUGGGCCAUGAACUUGGUUCCCUGCUCCACCUCACCAGAGAAGAGUCAGAGUUAUGUUCUCAUUUCAGAUCACAUGCGGAGUAACAGCAGGAAUUUGAGCCUCUGUCUUAUCUGAGGCCAAAUUCUUAAGGCAUUAAAGCAUCCAUUUCUAAGGAACUGAAACAUCUCUGUUUCUACAGUAAAUGUUCCUACUUUUCACACUGCUGGGACCUUGCACAUGCCAGGCUAGUUCCCCACCAAAGAGCUCCUGUCUCACAAACCAUUUCCAAAAGGAAAAUGACGCAAGACUGAAUGGAAGGGCUGGAUAGUUCUUGAUCAGUGUGGGCAGUGAGCAUCUACAGCCAGAAAUCUCCCAAGGUUAUAGCCCAGGAACUCCUCCAGCCAGGUGUCCAUCAAGGACACUGUUCCUACCUCCAUGGAGCUCUGGGCCUGCUGGACAGGUGACACUUUGGGUAUCAAGGCAGCCAAUCAAAUCCUGAACUGGGGAUUCCUGAUGGCCUCCAGAAGUCAGCUGUCUUACCUAUACUUUGGCUGUCCCCCAUCAGCAUUGUCCAGAUUGUUGAGGAAUUUGUCUUGUCAGCUUUUAUGUAUUUUUUUUUUCUUUCCUUUCCCACUUAUAAGUCUUGUGAUUUUUUUUGUUUGCUUGAGACAGGGUUUCACUGUGUAACACUGGCUGGGUUCAAACUCAAAGAGAUCCAUAAUGCCUGCCUCUUGAGAGGUGGCAUUAAAGGACAACGCCUAGCUGCGCGUAGUUUUGCACAUGUGCAGGUGUGUUCUUGUACUGUUGUGUGCAUGUGGAGCUUGGAGAUUAGUGUCAGAAGUCAUCCCUGAAGGCUUGGUCACCUUAGUCAACAAAGCAGGGUCUCUCAGUCAAACCCAGACGUCACCAAUACAGCUAGUCUCACUGGCCAGCUCAUGCUGGGAAAUCCCCUGUCUCUGCCAUCCAAGGCUUAUAGUCCAGUCUCUUCACCCUGGCAUUUGUGUGGAUUUUUGAGGUUCCGAAUUCUGGUCUUCCCACUUGAGCAGCAAGCACUGUAAAUGCUACGGCAUUCUCCCAGCCCAGCUUUUCCCUCUUGAUCUCUUCUCUGCUGGGUAGUAUCAAGUUUUUGUCCCUUUUAGGCCACUCGAACUUGUCCUCUCCUUCCCCCCAGAGCAGGCCUGUGUAGUGCUGUGGCACUGGCUGGCCUUUUGUACAGGCCCCACUCUGCCCACCUUCAAGGGUUCUGUUACUUGCUGUUGGGUUGGGGGCAGGCCUAGGGUUUCCUUCAUCAGAGGUUUCCCUUGCUUUUAUACAUUUGCAUUUCUUGCUGGGGACCUUGUGAAGUCUCCCCAUCUCCUCCAACCCCCCCCACACGCUGCUUGAGUUUCCUCUUCAAUAACAACAGAAAGAAGAUGGCUUCCCAGUAGAGCUAAACCUUCAUGAAGCAUUCGCCUGAAUUCUGUCUCCGAGCAAAUGGCUUCUGGGAGGUUCUGUGACUCUGGAGAGGGACUGUGUCCCCUUUUCUUUUGCUUGAGGCGCCUGUUGUCUUGUCAUAAAUCCCAAACAAGAGAGACAAAAGGGAGGAUGAGAGUUCUGUAUGACUUGGGAUGUACCCGAGGGUAGGCCUUCAGUAAACAGUCUUCAUUCUUUAGCCAGACACUAGCUAUUGGGUAGAGCUGGGGUUGGAAGGGAUGAACACGUUUAAGGAGAUCAGGAGGCAAAGACACUUUGCCAACGUUCACAACAUGACUUCAAGCCUUAGGCCCAUAUGGUAGGUGAGAACCAAGUCCCGAAAUCCACACUCGUGCCAUGGUGUUGCAAAGGCAACACACACAUACAACAACAUUUUUAAAAGAAAAGAACAAACAGGUUGUAGUCACUCCUGAGCUGGCUCUUGAUAAAACAAUAUUUCAAAUUGACUUGCCCAGUAGAGAAAAGGACUCUGUUCUGGCUUUCUUCCUACCGUCUACACAUUUCUGGCCCCUUAGACGGAUGGAAGAGGAAUAGAAAGCUCUAGAGAAAGUCAGGAUUCUGGUGACCAGCCAAGGGGGACUGCCUGAAGGGCCCAAGAUUUACGGGGAACAGCUGUUCCCUCCAGGUUUUAUAUGGUCACUGCUGUGUUGAAUCAGCAGCUGUGUUCAUUCACACAGGACCUCACAAGAUUGGGCCACCAACAUGCUCCUGUAGAAGGACAGGAGAGACAGACGGGGCAGCUGUCCUCGCUGAAGAGAUGUAAACCUGUAGUGAUGGGGGAGGGGUGGUACGUUUCAAUGCUGUGGCUGCCCAUGUGUCUGUAAGUAACCUCAAUAAAUCCCCUGGUUCACAAAA
Meriones unguiculatus (Mongolian gerbil) is the source of this 4837-nucleotide messenger RNA. RefSeq names its product lysophosphatidic acid receptor 2 (gene Lpar2). Gene Ontology annotation, biological process: G protein-coupled receptor signaling pathway. Gene Ontology annotation, molecular function: lysophosphatidic acid receptor activity. Lineage: Eukaryota; Metazoa; Chordata; Mammalia; Rodentia; Muridae. The record is from RefSeq and is a predicted model, not a curated record. Gene Ontology annotation, cellular component: membrane. The transcript has 3 exons. Bases 177 to 1223 code for a protein of 348 amino acids.